GCUCUCCAACUUCAUUCUGACUUUCGUCGGAGAGUUUGCAUCUUUCUCUCUUUCUAGAUGGAGAGGUGGAUUUUUCAAGAAUAACAAAACGUGUUUGUAAGAAGAGUUUUAGAAAUUCAAUAGGAUUACUGCACAUUGGUUUAUAUUUUGAUAAGCAGCAUUGUCAUAUAAGAGGGGGCCUCAACCUGUUCCGGUCAGCUAUUUGCGGGGUCAUCUCACAAGGUGGAGUUUCAUUUGCAAUUCAACAGAUAUUAGAAGAUGUUGCCCGAAAUAGACCAUUAUAAAGUAAAAAAUCAGGAUAAAGGCCCAAUCAAAAAGAUGAUUCUGCUGGCCAAAGAUUACGUCCAUUAUUUGAAAAAGUACAGUAAAGUAGUAUCAGAUGGAAAAGAUUUUGACACUGUCAUCAAAGCUACUGAUAAAAACCUCCUGGAAACACCAAAAUGUUCACAGCUUUUGGUAUCUUUGAAAGAUGAUUUGAGAUGUGCUACUACCAUUUUCAUGGAAGACUUUAUUGGGUCUGGAGGUGUGGAGUGCUUGCUUGAAGUACUACGCGUCUGUCAAGCUCGUCAAAAUGAUACAAAAGCACCAAAGGGUCGUCAACAACAAACUAUGCUCCGAAAAAUAUCGAGUAACCAGUACGAUUGUCUACUUUGCUUGAAAUUCGCUAUGCAAAACCCGAAAUCCGUCAUUCGAGUGACAGAGGAUGCUCAUGGAUUGUCAAGUAUCUGUUCCUGUUUUAUGAGCACUUACACAAAAUCUAGAAUACUAGCAUUGCAACUUCUGGUUCGUAUUUUGGAGUUGUCUAGCAGGGGACACGCACUGAUUCUUGAAGCUCUGACUGCAAUUCGGGUUCUUUUCGGUGAACCUGUCAGAUUCAAGUUCUUGGUAGGUCUUUUGCAAGGAAGUAUCGCAUCUCCUCCAGCAUUCCAGAGCACGGCACUGAAGUUCCUGAAUACCUUGCUGAAAACAAGCCCUAGACCUGCAGAUCGAAUACGUCUUCAGUGUGAACUGGAAGAUGCUGGAUUGGAUUUAAACGCCUUAGAAGCCGAAUUACGGAAUCGCUGUAUUCCUUGUACUGAUCCUGUCUGGACAGAACUUGAAGUAUGGAAGAAGUCUUAUCUGGAUAUGGAAACUGUCACGGGUGGUAAACAAAAUCUAGAGACCGAGAACGAGAGGUUACAAAAAGAAGUGCAACUUCUUCGUCAAGCCCUACAAAAAUUAGAAGAGGACAAAAUUAACUUGAUGCAAAUUGAAUUGGAGUUGAAAGAGAAAUGUGAAGAUUUAAAUGAAGAAGUAACAACUCUCAAAUCAGAAAUGAAGAAGCCAAAACCUGAUGAAGAGUUGAAUCAAAUUAGCAUUCUUGAUAUCAAAAAUCAUUUUCUCAUCGAUGAAGAUGAUCCCGUUCUUUCUGGAGACAGUGGUCAGUUGGGGACUGAAGAAAUCUUUAUAGACGUUCCCACAAUUCGGCCUCCAGUUGGCUUUAGAUCAGACAGUUCCUGCUACGAAGAUUCAACCAAAUAUUCACCGAAUCUUAGCACCAAAUCAAAUUCUUCCAACAAUUCUUUGACUCUGAAAAAAAAUUGUUUUCAAACGAAAACAUCAAGUACCUCAACCGGUUUUGGGUCUAAAACGUCGAACUCAGACAAAGAAUCAGCCGAUUCUGCUCUCAGUGAAUCCGAAUCAGAUUCGGGGAUAAAUUGGAGCUACCCAGUUAUACCCGAACCUCCUCCAGAGGUUCGUGCAAGUCGAGUUACCUCACGACUGAAAGACGACAAUGUGACCAUUAUUCCUUUUCGAUAUCCAACCUUAAAAACAAAUCGUAAAAUGGCGCAACGGAGUCGUUCAGAGGAUAGACGGGAAACAAACGAGGCAAGAACAAGAAAAUUGAUGGAAGGGGAGACGAAAGUAGUAGAUUCGACGAACUUUUUCAUGGUUAAAAGAAACAACAACUUUAAUAACGAACUACUAGGCAGGCAAAGCAGCUGUCUUCCAGUUAAUGAAUCAAACGGAAAAUCUAAUAAACUGUCAACCGGAAGAUCACCCACUAUUAUCCCUUCUUAUCAACUACCAGUUGCCUAUAAAAGUAACUUUUUAAAAAAGGGUCACAGUAACUGUGAUUUGUAUUCUGGUAUGAGUAACGGUUCUUCGGACAAAAUACCUCAGAUACCACCACCUGAUUACAGUUGUGGAGUUUCGGUGGCAGCGUCUGGUGGAACAAUAAGUGCUCUAGUUCAUAGGGAGAUCACAAAAGCUGUAAAACAAAUAAGCGGUUGGAUAUAAUAUUUCGCGUCUUAUGUAAAAGAGAUAGUGUAAAUAACUAUGCAUUGUUGAUAGCCUUAUUCAUAUUGCAAAAUGUUGGGUCUCUCAGGCCUGGCAAACUUCUGAGCUCAGCCCAUCAGAAACUUGUCCAGACCUGGCAAAGUUGAGUUGAUAAAUCUGUUAGGUUGGAACAUCUUCCACUCUGAGUGGAGAGUUUUGUUGAAGAAAGUUCCUCUACAGAGACAUAGAGGGUUCAGAUUACAAACGAGCUAUACCUAUUCGAUUAAAAUAUUUUUCUAAUAUGCAUGGUUACUCAGCCGAAUCACACACUGCUCACAAAAAAAAAAUAGGAUAGGUCACUAGUUAUUAUUUGAGGACCUUGUUAGAAUCGUAGGACAGCUCUACUUUUGUUCAUUUUAAAAUACAGAGAUCCUUAAAGUCUAGUGAGUGCAUGCCUAUUUUGUCGUUUCCUCUGUUUUGCAUUUGGCAGGAAGGGAAAAAAAAUAAGGAGAGUUACUAGUUUUAAAAUAAUAUAGAGGUUACUUGUAUGAACCCGAAAGUGAGGCAAAUUCCCUUUUUUCAGUAAGAAGAUGGAGUCCAGUCACUAUUAAAACCUUCAUAUUAACUCUACAAAUUUCACUUUAUUCAAGCACUGAAGAAUUUUUUUGUCUAAGUAACUGUCAGCAUAUUUUAGAAGAGCAUAAUAAACUUUUAAAAAAUUUGCCGUUUGUUGCAAUGUUAAGUUUCCAUAAAUAAGAAGACAGAAUUUAAAAUCUUUAUUUCUUGCUGUGACUUACAGCCAUUUUAAAAUUACUCCUCCUUUAAAAAUAAUAAUCGCAAUUAUAUAUUUUAGAUAAAUUAUUAAUUUUAUUAUUUUUUUAAGAUAAAUAAUUUUAUACAAUAUUAAACACAAGGUUGAUAGUUAGCACGUAAUAAAAACUAUAUUCCAAUAUGAUUAAGCAAUUUUUAUUGCUUGUACACAGAAAAGAAUUCAGUUUUUAAUUUUUUGUUCCUUUACUGUGGUGUUUACAAAUUUUACAUGAAUACAAAUGGCACAUUUUCAAAGUUGUGACGAUUUACCUAUCAGUUACGGUACUACAAGGGAAGAAGAAAAAAACUGCAUGCAUAAUUAACGGUUUUUUACUUAUUCUUGAGCAGUGUAUAUCAUAAAGAUAAGGUUGAGAAUACUUAUUUAAAUUGAGUUCUUCCCUCAAAAAUUAUAAGAUUAAUAUUUAUAAAAACAAUUCAUUCAUUAAUUAUGAAUAAAUACUUCACAUAUUGUUGUCAUCUUAAAGCUUUCUUGAAAAAUAUUAUAGGAAAAAAAGGGGGAAUAAAACUUGGUCUGUUUGUGAUCUUAGCCCUCAACUAAAUGAUAUUGUUUGUUUACGGAAACUGAAUGAAUAAUUUCAACUCGUUUAAGAUGAAAUUUGCACAGAGCAUUCGCUUACAAGUUUCUAAAAAUCUUUUUAUUAAAAAGGUUAACCUAUUUUUAUUUCAAAGAAUUUCAGUGUGUGACAUGUAACUAUUUAAAAAUCAUUUUUAUAUGUUGAAACAAUUCAAACGAAUACAUAAAAUGCUUCUGGAUGUGUGUGUGUUAUUAAACUUUUUAACACUAUUUUUUAGAUUAAAGGAAAGUAAAUAAAAAUCAUUUAAAUGUAU
Messenger RNA from Parasteatoda tepidariorum (common house spider), 3918 nucleotides. RefSeq lists its product as uncharacterized. Gene Ontology annotation, cellular component: cytosol. Lineage: Eukaryota; Metazoa; Arthropoda; Arachnida; Araneae; Theridiidae. The record is from RefSeq and is a predicted model, not a curated record. Gene Ontology annotation, biological process: cortical actin cytoskeleton organization; cell migration; regulation of cell shape. Gene Ontology annotation, molecular function: actin filament binding; small GTPase binding.